ACUUUUAAAACUUCGAAGCGCUGAGUUAUAUUUCAGUUGGCAGACAGAAGUGUUAACACUAUCACCGCCUCUAUUGCUGAGUUUCUAAUCAUUCAUGCUGCUUGCAAACUAACUCCCUGUCUGGAGCCUUCAGUCUCGACCCAUCUAUCUCAGCUCCAGAUUCAUUGGCACAUUUUCCUUUUCGCCUCACUGUGCUCUUUUGUCUUUCUCUGUUUACCUCUUAGCUUCUGCAGAGCAUUAACUUUUAUCUCUUUUUCCCCCCCCACACCAGCUCUCCACUCUUUUGAUAAGCCUACUCCCCCCUCCUCUUUAUCAUCUUUUAUCCCCUCAUCCUGGCGUCUUUGUAUGGAUUCAGGGAUGGUGUAGAGCAGAUUAUCAACUAAUGCUCACAAUGGUCAUUUAUUCACCUCUUUGUUUGCAAAUCCUCUGGUGUUCAAUAACCUUUGUGUUUAUUUAUGCAGAAUAGUGUGUGUGUGUGUGAGUGGGUGUGUGUGUGUGUGUGCUUGUACAUUGUGUGUUAUCGAAUGGUUAUUAUGGCCACGCUAUGCUCCGAUGUUUCCUCUCUAAUAUGUGGCGAAGGCUUCAUGAGUGCUGACAUACAUAAGCAAAUGCGGGGUUUGUGUGACAGUAAAGCUUUAAGGACACUCAAUAACAUAUUGAGUACUGAACCCAGACCGCAGUGUGAGUGCACUGCAUUGAUUUACAGACCACAUGACAAUCACAAAUAAGUGCGGCUCAUGCUCACCACUGUAGGCCACUGUGUGUGUGUUUAUGAGUGGCAGCUUGUGCACAGACUCCCUUGCAUCACUCCAGGAGCUUUUAACCCUUGUGGAUGAUCACCACCUCCAUAUGGAGUUAUCGUGUAAUAGUAUGAAGAGAUGAUUUCUCUAUGAUCAGCAGACAAAGUUUAGCAAAUUCCUGCCGGACAGCCUUUCAGGCUAUCACUGAAGCGGCGUCCAGCUUCAGUUUUUGCCGUGCCUCCCUGGAGCACACGGUGUCUGCUGAGGAGCUGAGUUACCAGCUGCCGCGUCACGCCGGAGGCAGCAACCUGACCUGGCACGACGGCCGUGGCCAGAAGACAGCACACACACGCACCGUCAAACUAUUGCAGCAGCCCGGCACAGAGGGCAUCCAGUUACGUCCAGGUGAAGCGUUCACUGUGUACCACACCAGUCCUACACUGUCCAGUCUGUCCAAACCAGUGGUGCUGUGGACUCAGCAGGAUGUCUGCAAGUGGCUUAAAAAACACUGUCCACACAACUACCUGACCUAUGUAGAGGCCUUCUCCCACCACGCCAUCACAGGACGAGCAUUGCUGCGUUUAAAUGGGGAGAAGUUGGAGAGGAUGGGCAUUGUCCAGGAGACACUAAGGCAGGAGGUCCUCCAACAGGUCCUCCAGCUGCAGGUCAGAGAAGAGGUCCGCAACCUGCAGCUCCUUAGUAGAACCUCCUUUGGAAAUUUCUCUUAGCUCAUCCCUGGAUCCAUUUAGUGGCCCUUUCCCUCAUCCCUUGUCACAAUACGUCUCUAGGAGCCAUGGAAGAGCUGCUGUCUUCAAAUAUGUGAGCGGAGAAUCAACGAGUGAAAGGGGAGAGGACGAGCCUAUAGACUACAUGCCAACCAGUCUGGAGGAUUCUCAUUCAACACGGCCAAUCGGGUUUACAGACACUGAGACAGAGACAAAAACCCCGCUCUAGGCAGGGUUACCCCCUGUAACAUACGAUAAGAUGAUAAGAUGAAAAGAUGAAAGAUUAACAAUCUUUGUGAUGAUGUUUGCCUGGCGCGGGUAUAUCUUCGGUCAUAGAGAAUCUCCUUUUGGUUUCCUUUCUCAGCUGGAAUGCACUGAUUGAGUCAUUUCAGCAGUAGCUGUUGAAAUUAUAUGUAUUUGACAUAAGUAGCGGUUAUUGAAUGAAUUAUUUUUUGACAUGGUUUCACUUAGUUUGUAAUAAGCAUUUGGCUCAGUGGCAAAGGAAAUGUGGAUGUAGCCAUAGAUUUAUAGGCAGAGCUACAAUUUAGACAAUGGAACCUUACAUUUAAUCUUUAUCUCCCUGUAAAGUAACAACCAUGAGCGUAUUCAAAGGUAAUUAGAGCUUUUGUUAAAAGCAUUUGACUAAUGCCAGUUUAAUCAACCCCUCACCCACGUGUCACACUGCAUUUUCCUCUCAGGACAUCGGUUUCAGAAUUUGCAGGCUUGGAAGAUGAACAUUAACACUUCAGGCUGAAUGUCAUUCCCACAAUAAAAUUUUUGUAUUGUGACUAAUCUGCAGUAUUUCAGUGAGAAUUUAGAAAUAUAUAUUAUAGGGUGUGAGCAUUGUAGAGUAACAUACACUUUAAUGUGUGUAUACUGUAACAGUUCUUUGGUCUUUUAUUAAUGAAAUGGAUCCAAGGGGCUCACAGAGUUAAUGAGAUUAUAAUUGCUUGAUAAAGCAAUAAUGCUAGUGCUAAAAGGUGAAGAAGAUGCACAUCUGUAGAGAUGGGAUGCACCGUGUGAGUGUCUGCUGACGGAAAUAAACACCUUGCCCUCUACAGUGGCAGUACUUGCAAGCCUUGUAGUUUCAGUCCUUUGUCUGUGAUCAUGUAUACUGUAUGUCACCUCUUACACACAGAUACAACAAGAAGGAUGGGUCUCCGUUUGUGUUCCAUCUUGUUUCUCUCCCUGAUGUGACGCUGUACUGUCAAAUGGUCAGAAAACAAGAUACGGUUGAGAUUCCCACUGUGAACGAAACCAGCACCUUUGAUGUCCUUCUAGGCAACAGCAGACAGCGACGAUGACAAUGAUGCUCAAGACAGAUGACUAAAUCAGUGAAAUGAAACGUUAAAAAAAAAACACACAACUUCCAAAACAUCUGCACCAACCAUCUUCCAACUGUCCUUUUACAAGGACGCUUUGAGUAAUGUGAGAUAUCGACUGUUAAAUGGGAAGAAAACACACUUUUAUUUUUAGAUGAAAAAAUGUACUGUAAAUACUGGUUUACAUUGACUGAUGAUUUAUGACCUGCAAAAGGAGAAAAUGUUUCUCUGUUUUACAGAUUCAACAGUGGACGGAAUGGAAAAUGAUGAAAGCUGUCAUCAUGUUUUUUGAAUAAACUAACUGAGAUGAA
This is a messenger RNA of Haplochromis burtoni (Burton's mouthbrooder), 3098 nucleotides long. RefSeq names its product sterile alpha motif domain containing 10b (gene samd10b). The record is from RefSeq and is a predicted model, not a curated record. Gene Ontology annotation, cellular component: cytoplasmic side of plasma membrane. Gene Ontology annotation, biological process: cell surface receptor protein tyrosine kinase signaling pathway. Bases 890 to 1468 code for a protein of 192 amino acids. The transcript is spliced from 5 exons. NCBI's taxonomy places the organism in Eukaryota, Metazoa, Chordata, Actinopteri, Cichliformes, Cichlidae. Gene Ontology annotation, molecular function: protein binding.